CUUGGACAAAGCCGGGCUACGCAGGGAGUCAUCGCUUCUCUUCAAACUUUGAGAAUUUGCAUUACCACAAACUGCGAGCAUGGCCAACAAAACCAUCCCUCUUCUUUUCCGGGCACUGGUUAAGAUGUCUGAAGGAAAUCCCAACAGAGCAAAUAUCAGGUAAGAGCAAAAAUGCCGGUGAGCAAUCCUCCAGCAAGUUUGCAGCAACCGGCGACGUGUAGGCUAUUUUGAUCAUUUACCAACUGUAGCCUGUGGCUGAUUUAUUUUUCACAAUGGUUGAAUCUGUGGAAUACAACGCAAAUUAAUUUGUGUACAUUAAAAAAUACGUUUUGAAUCUGAGACGUUGGUGUAAAAUGUAGGCCUAGGACGCUCCUCCCUAGGGUCUGCAUGGUGCAGCAGAGAGGUAGGGGAUAAACGAACAAAAUAAGAAACAAUUUUUAUAUAUAUAUAUAUAAUUCAAUUAAAGUUGGUUAAAUCUGAGCUAGUUUGGAACAAAUAAAAUAGUGCAGUACAAUUGAAUAUGUUAAAUGCAUAAGCACGAAUAAGAAUUAUAUAGAAAAUUAUAUAUUUUUCCAAAUGGAGAAAGUUUCUAUUGCGAAGUGACGAUGCACAUCUCACGAUUGAUAACGCUUUGGCCUAUAUUGGCGUACAUUUUUAAGAGCUAAAAGACAACUUUAGCGUCAUUAUAAACCUUAGAAUAUAUGGUUUCUAGUAGGGUACAGAAUUGGAAAAUUGCUGUUUCUCUGUGUCAGGCAGUAGGCUAAAAAAAAGUAUGUUUCCCCAGUAAGAGGCAGCCUGCCUGUCUCCCAGACUCUGACCAGCAGAAUCAAUCAAUCCUCUGUAUUAUGUUUAGAAUACAAAAGUUGAAGGCAUAAAUUGUGGGCGGCAGGAGAUGUACCCUCAUGAUGAAAGGGGGUCAUAGGGCCGGGAAGUAGGGCCCCCUGAACAUUUUUGAAUUAAAAAUAUAUAUUAAUAAUACAAAAAAAAAAAAAAAAAAUCACAAAGGUAGUGCACUAGGCCUUUACUACUCCUGUAUUAUUAGGAGACGAUACAGCCAUCUGCAGCUCCCCCCCAAACAUAUUCCUGCGGCUAUGGGGUCAUGUGUGAAAGAGUUUAGCACUGGCCUAGGUGAUUAUUUUUUUUUUUUUUAUGUAGGGAAGGUUAUCAAUUCGGCUAGAAGCUGGUGGUUUCAUUUUUGAAGCAGUGAGAUAUUUCGUAUGGCAGUGUUUUUUGAGCGGGCAAAUGCGAGAUGUUGCAUUGGAAUGUUGAGUCACAGGACUGAGAGAGGAAGGGGGUCCCUCUGGCAGGUCUUCUAGGCUCCUACACAUGUCCAGUCAACAUGCUCUGUUCAUAACCCUCAGGUGUCUUACUUUAUCCAUCAAAUUUGUCUUUGAGUUAGGAACCAUUUUAGAUAGGCCUACUACAUAGUAGAAGUUAUAGAGCUUUUGAAAGGGUUUGGUCCAAUCUCAUUGUUUUAAGUCUGGAAUUUAAACACACUGUCAGACUAUUUUCACCAAACUGGGACAAAAUAAUGUAGAUUGUUUUUGUUAUAAUACUUUAAAACUGUUAUUUUCUUCUGGAGUUUGAAAAGAUUGACUAUCAAACAAAAAAGUCACCAAGGCAGGCGGCUAAAGCUAUCUGAGCAUAAGACCAGUGUGCUUUACCACAGAUGAACACAUACUUUUCUCCCUCUCCUCAUCCUCCCAGACACCUGGGCACCUGUGGGGCACUGUCAGAACGGCGUGCCACCCUGCUCCUGUCCUCCCCCCUCCUCCGGUCUACACCCUCCCGCAGCUUCAUUAACCUGGCUGCUGCCAUCACUGCCCGCAGGAUGGAGUACUCUGAGAGCCGCAUACUAGGGUGAGACAUCAUCACACACACAACUCGUCUCUGUCUUGUCAGCCCCUUUUGACCAGAGGUGAUUCUAAAGCCCCACUUUCCUAUUCUCAACUCCAAUAACCUUCAGUUAACAUGUGGUUGGAUUGAAAUAGACCUGAGCAUAUUGUAUCUUUACUAUAUCACAGGCCAAUGUUUACUCCUAGCUUCUUUUUUUAAAGUGUACCUGAGUAGUCCUAUGAGCAUCUUCUUGAUGGAUCCCCCUCUCCUUCCCCAUCCAGGUACACUCCAGAGCAGAUGUACAGUGUGGUGGCCAGUGUGGACCAGUACCAGCACUUUGUCCCUUGGUGUAAGAAGUCCCGGGUCGUGAAGGGAAGGAACGGGGAUGUCCGGGCCCAGCUGGAGAUUGGGUUCCCCCCCAUCGUGGAGCGUUACACCUCGGAGGUCACAAUUGUCCCAAACCACCAAGUCAGGGUAAGCCCCAAUAACAUGGUACAACACGGUUUAUAGCUAGGAGAGGGUAAACAUCCUGUAUCAAUAUGAAAAUUGUGCCCUAUUUAGAGUGCCUUUAGAAAGUAUUCAUACCCCUUGACUUGUUCCACAUUUUGUUGUUACAACCUGAAUUCAAAACAGAUAAACAUUUUUUUAAUCACCCAUCUACACAGAAUACCCCAUAAUGACAAAGUGAAAACAUGACAUUUCUGCACAUAUUGAAAAUGAAAUACAGAAAUAUCUCAUUUACAUAAGUCAAUAAGUGUUAGAAUCGCCUUUGGCAGUGAAACCUGGGUAAGUCUCUAAGAGCUUUGCACACUUGGAUUGUACAAUAUUUGCACAUUAUUAUUAUUAAAAUUCUUCAAGCUCUGUCAAGUUGGUUGUUGAUCAUUACUAGACAGCCAUUUCCAAGUCUUGCCAUAGAUUUUCAAGCCGAUUUUAAGUCAAAACUGUAACUCGGGCAAUCGGGAACAUUCACUGUCUUCUUGGUAAGCAACACCAGUGUAUAUUUGGCCUUGCGUUUUAUGCUAUUGUCCUGGUGAUCAGUGAAUUUGUCUCCCAGUGUCUGUUGGGAAGCAGACUGAACCAGGUUUUCCUCUAGGAUUCUGCCUGUACUUAGCUCUAUUCCGUUUCUUUUUAUCCUAAAAAAGUCCCUAGUCCUUGCCGAUGACAAGCAUACUCAUAAUAUGAUGCAGCCACCACCAUGCUUGAAAAUAUGAAGAGUGGUACUCAGUGAUGUGUUGUGUUAAAUUUGCCUCCAAACAUAACACUUUGUAUUAAGGACAUAAAGUUCAUUUCUUUGCCACUUUUUGCAGUUUUACUUUAGUGCCUUAUUGCAAACAGGAUGCAUGUUUUGGAAUAUUUGUAUUAUGUACAGGCUUCCUUAUUUUCACUCUGUCAAUUAGGUUAGUAUUGUGGAGUAACUACAAUGUUGUUGAUCCAUCCUCCAUUUUCUCCUAUCACAGCCAUUAAACUCUCUAACUACCAAUAGUUGCCCAUUGUGAGGCAUUGGAAAACCUCCCUGGUCUUUUUGGUUUCAUCUGUUUGAAAUUCACUGCUUGACUGAGGGACCUUACAGAUAAUUGUAUGUUUGGAGUACAGAGAUGAAGUAGCCAUUCAAAAAUCAUGUUAAGCACUUAUUGCACACAGUCCAUGCAAUUUAUGUGACUUGUUAAGCAAAUUUUUACUCCUGAACUGAUUUAGGCUUGCCAUAACAAAGGGAUUGAAUACUUGAUUCAAGAUAUUUCAGCUUUACCUUCUUUAUUAAUUUGUACACAUUUCUAAAAACGUAAUUCUACUUUGACAUUAUGGGGUAUUGUGUGUUGGCCAGUGACACAAUCUAAAUUUAAUCCAUUCCAAAUUCAGGCUGUAACAUAACAAAAUGUGGAAAAAGUCAAGGGGUGUGAAUACUUUCUGAAGAAUAUCGUGUACUGUGGAAUUUCAAUACUGUAACUUAUGGGAUUUCAAUGUACUAUGGGACCAGAUUAAUGGGUUAAAUCAUCUGUAAUACAUUGAUUAGAUCCUUCUAGGGGAUAAAUACAAAAUAGUUUUUUUGAUCACCUAGCUGCUAACAUUUUGCUCCUCCGUCCAUAGAGCAAGGAUUAGAGAGGCUUUGUCUGGGGCCAUGUCCUGGACAAGAGCAGUGUGUAAUGAUGAGUGUGCAUGUUGUCUCACAGGCCGUGUGUACAGACGGAUCCCUCUUCAGCCACCUGGAGACGAUAUGGAGGUUUUCCCCUGCCGAGGACCAACCAGACUCCUGCAACAUCGAGUUCCAUGUGAGUACCACCAUUUUGUCCACCAGAACAGUUCACUUUCAUUUGGUGUCAGCCUGAGACUAAAAGUCAGCCAGGUUAGAUAAUAGCACACUGAAGUACACAUCGUCUUAGUGUAGUUAACAAUCAUGAAUGAUACACCAGUGUUACAUCGGUCUACUCACACCAAUAUGAAUGAUUACUAGUGAACUUCAGGGCUUGAGAUCAAAUUGCCUGCCAGGGGGUUAGUUUUACACCAGCCCUUGCAUUUCUCUCAACCUCUAAAGAUACUCUUUUUUGGAAGGAAGAGGUUGAGUAAAGCCAAUUAGGUUUUAUUUAUAUCCAGUACGGUUGUGUUAGUGUUCCUAGCCUCUUGACAUAGCUGUCCAGAGAGGUCAUAGCGAUAUCUCUCCCUCUCUACUCCUCAGGGACUUUGUGACCCAAAUAUUGGGACAGGUUACCUGUAGUGGAAACGGGGCGAGGGAUUUGGGAGAUGGAGGACAGACUGUCUUUUGGACAGGCUCAUUAGGAAAGGCCUUAGGAUGACUUGGCAGGAAUAAUGAAUAGUGUGUAGUGGAAUGAGUUCAUUCUCAGUCAGUCAGCCAGCCAUUAAAUCAGGAAUACAGACAGUGGUCCAUCGUUUGGAUAUGAGGACUGUCCUCAAAGGAUAUGUCCAAGAUGGCGUAGCAGUGCGGUCGUGUAUUGUGUUGUGUCCUCGUGUAAAUAGCCAGUUUUUUUGUCUUUUAUUCGUAUAUAUUUCUCUAUCUCACUUUCCAUCCUUUAACUAAAUAUACUUUCCUGCAACCCGCCUCACCCAAUGUGGAACGGAUUCUAUUAUUUCUUUAUUUUUAUCAAGAACCUACGGCUGAAACUAGCCAGCUAACUAGCUACUUGCUAUUACUUUUACAUUUUAGUCAUUUAGCAGACGCUCUUAUCCAGAGCGACUUACAGGAGCAAUUAGGGUUAAGUGCCUUGCUCAAGGGCACAUCGACAGAUCUUUCACCUAGUCGGCUCGGGGAUUAGAACCAGCGACCUUUCGGUUACUGGCACAACGCUCUUACCCACUAAGCUACCUGCCGCCACCGUUAGCGGUCUUCAACACUGUCCGUGGCCUGCACUACCUACCAGCCAGCUCUAGCCUGGACAAUUAUUUAUUACUUCUAAAAAUCCACCUUUCCAUAAAUAAGUCUCUCACUGUUGCCGCUUGCUACAGACCCACCUCAGCCCCCAGUUGUGCCCUGGACACCAUAUGUGAAUUGCUUGCCCCCCAUCUAUCCUCAGAGUUCGUCCUGCUUGGUGACCUAAACUGGGAUAUGCUUAACACCCCGGCCGUCCUACAAUCUAAACUAGAUGCCCUCAAUCUCACACAAAUUAUCAAGGAACCUACCAGGUACAACCCUAAAUCCGUAAACAUGGGCACCCUCAUAGUUAUCAUCCUGACUAAUUUACCCUCUAAAUACACCUCCGCUGUCUUCAACCAGGAUCUCAGCGAUCACUGCCUCAUUGCCUGCGUCCGUAAUGGUUCCGCGGUCAAACGACCACCCCUCAUCACUGUCAAACCCUCCCUAAAACACUUCAGCGAGCAGGCCUUUCUAAUUGACCUGGCCCGGGUAUCCUGGAUGGAUAUUGACCUCAUUCCAUCAGUAGAGGAUGCCUAGAUGUUCUUCAAAAGUGCUUUCCUCUCCAUCUUAAAUAAGCAUGCCCCAUUCAAAAAUUUUAGAACUAAGAACAGAUAUCGCCCCUGGUUCACCCCAGACUUAACUGCCCUUGACCACCACAGAAACAUCCUGUGGCGUACUGCAUUAGCAUCGAACAGCCCCCGCGAUAUGCAACUUUUCAGGGAAGUCAGGAACCAAUAUACACAAUCAGUUAGGAAAGUAAAGGCUAGCGUUUGGGGACACUGUAAAGUCCAUGGAGAAAAAGAGCACCUCCUCCCAGCUACCCACUGCACUGAGGCUAGGAAACACUGUCACCACCGAUAAAUCUACGAUAAUCGAGAAUUUCAAUAAGCAUUUUGCUACGGCUGGCCAUGCUUUCCACCUGGCUACCCCUACCCCGGCCACCAGCUCUGCACCCUCCGCUGCAACUUGCCCAUGCCCCCCACGCUUCUCCUUCACCCAAAUUCAGAUAGCUGAUGUCCUGAAAGAGCUGCUAAAUCUGGACCCCUACAAAUCAGCUGGGCUAGACAAUCUGGACCCUUUCUUUCUAAAAUUAGCCGCCGAAAUUGUCGCAUCCCCUAUUACUAGCCUGUUCAACCUCUCUUUCGUAUCGUCUGAGAUCCCCAGAGAUUGGAAUGCUGCCGCGGUCAUCCCCCUCUUCAAAGGGGGUGACACUCUAGAUCCAAACCAUUACAGACCUAUAUCCAUCCUGCCCUGCCUUUCGAAAGAAUUUGAAAGCCAAGUUAACAAACAGAUCACCGACCAUUUCGAAUCCCACCGUACCUUCUCCGCUAUGCAAUCUGGUUUCCGAGCUGGUCAUGGUUGCACCUCAGCCACGCUCAAGGUCCUAAACGAUAUAAUAACCGCGAUCGAUAAAAGACAGUACUGUGCAGCCAUCUUCAUUGACCUGGCCAAGGCGUUUGACUCUGUCAAUCACUGCAUUCUUAUUGGCAGACUAAAUAUCCUUGGUUUCUCAAGUGACUGCCUCGCCUGGUUCACCAACUACUUCUCAGAUAGAGUUCAAUGUGUCAAAUCGGAGGGCCUGUUGUCUGGACCUCUGGCAGUCUCUAUGGGGGUGCCACAGGGUUCAAUUCUCGGACAGACUCUAUUCUCUGUGUAUAUCAAUGAUGUCGCUCUUGCUGCUGGUGACUCUCAGAUCCACCUCUACGCAGACGACACCAUUUUGUAUACAUCUGGCCCUUCAUUGGACACUGUGUUAACAAACCUCCAAACGAGCUUCAAUGCCAUACAACACUCCUUCCGUGGCCUCCAAAUGCUCUUAAACGCUAGUAAAACUAAAUGCAUGCUCUUCAAUUGAACGCUGCUUGCACCCGCCCGCCCGACUAGAAUCACUACUCUCGGCGGGUCUGACUUAGAAUAUGUGGACAACUACAAAUACCUAGGUGUCUGGUUAGACUGUAAACUCUCCUUCCAGACUCACAUUAAGCAUUUCCAAUCCAAAGUUAAAUCUAGAAUCGGCUUCCUAUUUCGCAACAAAGCCUCCUUCACUCAUGCUGCUAAACAUGCCCUCGUAAAACGGACUAUCCUACCGAUCCUUGACUUCGGCGAUGUCAUUUACAAAAUAGCUUCCAACACUCUACUCAGCAAAUUGGAUGUAGUCUAUCACAGUGCCAUCCGUUUUGUCACCAAAGCCACAUAUACUAACCACCAUUGUGACCUGUACGCUCACGUUGGCUGGCCCUCACUACAUAUUCGUCGCCAAACCCACUGGCUCCAGGUCAUCUAUAAAUCACUUCUAGGCAAAUCCCCGUCUUAUCUUAGAUCAUUGGUCACCAUAGCAACACCCACCUGUAGUAUGCGUUCCAGCAGGUAUAUCUCACUGGUCAUCCCCAAAGCCAACACCUCCUUUGGCUGCCAUUCCUUCCAGUUCUCUGCUGCAAAUGACUGGAACGAACUGCAAAAAUCUCUGAAGCUGGAGACACUUCUCUCUCACUAACAUUAAGCAUCAGUUGUCAGAGCAGCUUACCGAUCACUGCACCUGUACCUCAUCCCCAUAUUGUUAUUUACAUUGUUAUUUAUUUUGCUCAUUUGCACCCCAGUAUCUCUAUUUGCACAUCAUCUUUUGCACAUCUAUCACUCCAGUGUUAAUACUAAAUUGUAAUUAUUUUGCACUAUAGCCUAUUUAUUGCCUUACCUCCAUAACUUCUUACAUUUGCACACACUGUAUAUAGAUUUUCUAUUGUGUUAUUGACUGUACGUUUUGUUUAUUCCAUAUGAAACUCUGUGUUGUUGUUUUUAUUGCACUGCUUUGCUUUAUCUUGGCCAGGUCGCAGUUGUAAAUGAGAACUUGUUCUCAACUGGCUUACCUGGUUAAAUAAAGGUUAAAAAAAAAUUUUUUUUUAAAGGAAACAAUAUUCCUCAGAUGGAUAGGUACACUUGUGUCAGCAGCAUGGUUAUGGCAUUUGAGAGUACUUAUUAUUUUCUCCCCUUCACUCUUCAGGUAUCCUUCGAGUUCAGGUCCCUGCUGCACUCCCAGCUGGCCACCUUGUUCUUUGACAAGGUGGUGAAGCAGAUGGUGAACGCCUUUGAGUCACGGGCAGCCAAACUAUACGGGUGCCACCACGCCCCCCUCCAGGAGGCGCUAGCAAGGAGGCGAGCAGCAUGAGGAGACCCCUACCUGGCCCCCCACUCACCGACCAAUGGACUGAAAUAAGACCCGCUCCCUACCUCCAUCACCACCUGAAACCCCUCACCACUCAAUUUCAACAUGGUAGUGCCUUAUGCAGGAGACUGAGUCUUCUCGUUUGGAUUUUGUUCUUAUGUACACAAGCACUUAUUUAUUUGCACUACAGAAACUUUAAUUUAUUUACUUGAAUGUACAUACUAUUUUUAUUUGGGAUGGAAGUGGAUGUUUGUUAUCAGAUGUUCAUGUUUGAAAGGGACCUUCUUAUAUGUCAUUUAGCAGAUGCUUUUAUC
This is a messenger RNA of Coregonus sp. 'balchen', 8674 nucleotides long. The record is from the annotation of a GenBank genome assembly. Lineage: Eukaryota; Metazoa; Chordata; Actinopteri; Salmoniformes; Salmonidae.